AUGAAAAUCACGUGCCGUCCUAAGCGGCUGGGCACUGAGAAUCGCUCAGGCGAUAUGGGCGAAAAUGGAGUAAUCGACAAGGAAGCCAAUGAGAAACCGUCAAGCAAACAAACUAAUGGGUACGUAUUCAACGACACCAUCGGUUUCUUGAAUGACAAACUACAUCUACAUAUCAAAGAAGCCAAGGUCGAAGAUGCAGGUCGAUAUUCUUGCAUCGCAGAGAAUAAAGCAGGACGUGCUGAAAAGGAUCUCAUUGUAUCCAUUUUGAAACCUCCAUUAAUGGAGACUCGCUUCGCAGCAGUGGAAGUUGAACGGAGCCAUCCAUUAACCUUGCAAUGUCCUAUUAAGGACUCAGCAGUAGAAUUUUUAUGGACAAAAAAUUCUGUACCAAUCACGUCUUCUGAGAGAAUCCAGACUUCUCUUCGACGAGACAAGCUGUUCUUCAUGCAUGUAGAGCCUGCUGACAGUGCCCAUUACGCAUGCAUAGCGAAGAAUGAGGCUGGAGAGGACCAAGCAGUAUUUGACACAAUCGUUAAUGUUUCGCCGAACAUUCUUGGCGAGUAUCCACGUUUCAUGGAUGUAAUCCUAAAUCGGACGGUAGAGUUGACAUGCAACGUAGACGGCACACCAUCUCCGACUAUCAGUUGGUUGUUCGACGGUAAACCGUUGCUCCAAACUGAGAACGUGCAUUUCAUCAACAACGACCACGCUGUCGUUUUGAGUCACGUGAUGAGUGAACAACAAGGACGCUACACUUGUAAGGCGGAGAAUAAAGUUGGCAAGACAGAAGGCGACACCCACGUAAAAGUAAUCGCACCACCACGAGUUUUUAUGCAAUCUGAAGAGAUGAAGGUGGUCGCUGGUAGAGGAGCAACGAUUCGUUGCGAGGUUUUCGGCGACCCUCCGCCAACGGUUGAGUGGCUGAAGAAUGGACAGCCGUUUAAAUCGGAAAGUCUUCAAAGUUCUACUAAUCUUAGAUAUCUUCACAUAUCAGAAGCAAGUGUAGAUGAUGCUGGAAGAUACACCUGUAUUGCAAUGAAUCAAGCUGGAGAGCAGCGUGUCAGUACCCAUUUGCACGUUCUGGUGAUUCCGGUGAUCGAGGACGGUGAGAGGGUGAUUCAAGUUAAGGAGAAUAGCACACUGAUUAUAGACUGCGUGGCUGGAGGCAUCCCUUCACCGCGAAUUACGUGGAAGAAAGAUGGGGUGCAAUUAGAAGGCAUACAGGGUAGCCGAUUGACUGUUACUAAAGCGAUGAUUUCUGAUGUUGGGCGCUAUACAUGUACAGCUGGAAACGAAGCCGGCCAUGUUUCUGCCGAUUUCGCUGUGGAUGUGUUCAGUCGACCAAAAUUCAAAGAAAUCCUCACUGACAUUCAGGUGGUCGAUGGGAACCGUGCUCGUCUCAAGUGUAAAGUUGAAGGGCAUCCAGCGCCAACUAUUAGAUGGCUACGAGGAGGUCGUCCAAUCGAGGAUAUGUCGAACAUCAUUCUCUCUCCGAGGGGCGAAACGCUCAUGAUUCUAAAGGCAAGAAGGGCCGACGCUGGCUCGUAUUCCUGUGUGGCUAAAAACGCGGCUGGAGAGUCCGAGGCCGGCUUUACGGUUUCUGUCUUAAAAUCACCUUAUAUCGAUGAAUUAUUGAACCAAAAUCCACAUAUCAUUCAAGGAAAGACACUGGUUUUUUAUUGCCCUGUGCUGGGAAAUCCGGAUCCACAAGUGAAUUGGCUUAAAGAUAACGUUCCAUUGGACGAUGAUCCACGAUUCACUGUAGUCGACGGGAAGCACCUACACAUCGAGCAAGCCAAGAAAGAAGACGAGGGUCGUUACACAUGUCACGCCUACAAUGAGGCCGGCGUGCUAGAUACAGACUUCAAAUCCGAAGUAAUUGCUCCACCUAAAUUUCAACGUACUGGUGAAUCUGUGUAUGAAGUCGUUGAGCACGAGACAGUGACACUUGAUUGUGCUGUCGUCUCAGAACCGAAACCAGAAGUGAUUUGGUAUCGAGGUGAACAGCCACUGUAUCUGACUUCAAAUAUGAUGCUUUCCCCAGAUGCCAUGCAGCUGACGAUUCGUGCAGUUUCCCUUUCCGAUGGAGGUAAAUAUACAUGUAAAGCAAGUAAUGAGGCUGGUUCUUCCGAUAUCGAUCUUAUUCUUAAGGUCCUCGUUCCCCCAAACAUCGACAAGUCGAAUAUCAUCGGCAAUCCACUGGCGAUAAUCGACAGAAGCAUCUAUCUUGAGUGCCCAGUGUCAGGUAUACCUCAACCCAUUGUCUUCUGGGCGAAAGACGGUCACGCGAUUGACGCGAGUGACAAGAGAAUCAUUUUCGCUCAAAACAAUCAGACAUUCGGAAUAGAAGGUGUUCGGGCAGAAGAUCAGGCGCGAUACACAUGUAUAGCUUCGAACAAAGGCGGUACUGUGCAGCAAGACUUCAAUCUUGAAGUUUUAAUACCGCCGACGCUUGAAAACGUUGAGAAUCAGUCAAUUGCUAAACGAGAAGGAGAUGCACUAUCGCUCACCUGCCCUGUGAGGUCGGCAGUUGAUGCCACGUCUGGCGUUUCAGAUGUCUCUUGGCUUAAGGAUGGACGACCCAUUGAACGCGACAAUACAGCUGGUAUUUCGAACGAUGCUCGUCGGCUGCUGAUAUCGUCCACAUCGCUUACUGACACCGGCACAUACACUUGUGUUGCGAUUAAUCGAGCCGGAGAGUCGUCAUUGGAUUUCAAAGUUGAAAUAUUAUCGCCACCGACCAUAGAUGCGUCGCGAAACGUUGCCGUGCCGCGGGUUACGGUUGGACAACCGGUCACGUUGUUUUGCAUCGUCACUGGUCACCCUUUGCCAACAAUCAUCUGGAGAAAAGACGGUGUCGAUGUGGAAGCAAGCGAAAGUAUUCGGAUUCUGGAGAAUGGGCAAAUGCUAGACAUAAUGGACGCUAAGAGGGAACAUGCUGGGGUAUGGGUGUGCACUGCCGAGAACGACGCUGGUGUUCGUGAAUUGGAAAUUCAGCUCGAUGUUUUGAUUCCACCAACUGUUCGCGUGACUUCGGAUGGUGCGAUCAAAGCUGUCGGUGAAACCGUAACAUUAUUAUGUGAAGCGACUGGUAACCCUCCGCCGAACCUUUCUUGGUUAAAAGGAGGACAACCCGUCUUCAACAGCGUUGACCGCAUUCGCAUAUCGUUAAAGGGCGCACGUCUUGAUAUUCCUCACAUGGAGCUCUCCUAUGUAGAUGACUACACUUGCAAUGCACGCAAUGAUGCUGGAAACGCAGAGGCGACAAUACAUGUAGACGUCCUCGUACCACCAGUGAUUAAUCGAAACAACAUUGACAUGUCACCACGUCUUCCAACUGGUCAGAUUCUUAUGCUUAUCUGUGAUGCUAGUGGAAAACCACGACCUGAAAUCAAAUGGUUUAUCAAUGGUACCGAAAUUACCUCUACAACGGAAGGAAUUGAGCUGGGGAACACAGGCAGAUUCAUUAAGGUAAAUAAUGUCACACUGAAAGAUCGAGGGGUCUAUUCUUGUGUUGCAGUGAAUGUGGCUGGAAAUGAUACCGUAUUCUAUAACGUGGAAAUCGUUCAAGCUCCUUUCAUUUUGAAUGGCGGAGCGCAACAGGUCAUUGAGGGAGAACUGGCCAGAAUUGAAUGUCUGGCCGAAGGCUAUCCAACACCGGUCAUUAGCUGGUUGAGAAACGGAAUUCGUGUCGAGACUGGUGUACAGGGUGUACGAUACAUCGCUGAAGGCAAGAUUCUCACCGUUAUUGAAGCCCGAAGUUCUGAUUCCGGCAUUUACGUGUGCUCAGCGACUAACGAAGCAGGAAGUGAGCAGCAAGCGUACACUUUAGAAGUGUUGGUUGCUCCUAAAAUUGUUUCAACCUCCCCUCCAAAUAUAUCUGUUCCCGUCGGUUCGUCAUUCUCAUUGAAAUGCGGAGUUCGUGGAUAUCCUGAUCCGUUGAUCUCGUGGACUCGAAACGGCGACAAACUGGCUCCUAACAACGCAAACAUCAUCAUUGACGAAGACGGAACACUUACGACAACAGCGUCUUCAAGCCAGGUCACAAUUUACAAAUGUACGGUGAAAAAUGACGCCGGCAGCGACGAGAUAGAAUACAAUGUGCAUACGAUAAGUGCACCUGUGGUCAAUAAAGAAGGUCUUCGAACGGUGAAUUCUACUCAAGGCCAGCCAACUUCGAUCCCUUGUGAUAUUAUCGGCGAUGAACCUCAAAUUCAAUGGUUCAAGAACGAUGUUGCCUUAAUGCCAACGGCAAAUGUCGAGUUCAAUAUGGAAAAGACUGUCAUGAAUAUCCUUUCAACGAGGCUUAAAGAUGAAGGAAAGUAUAAAUGUGUAGCAACGAAUUCAGCUGGCACAGCAACACAGAUGAUACAUCUCUUCGUAGGGGCGGCACUCGACGAUACUCGGAAUACGCACAGAAAGUCGGUGUUUUUCCACGAUGUGUCAGUGGCCGAUGCCGGAGUUUACACAUGUCAAGCAGAAAACUGGGCCGCGUCACCUACUAUUCAGCCGGAGAAGUUGAAUAUAACGGCAGAAUUGCGUAAGACUGUUGUUCUUCCGUGUGACGCGAUGGGAAUUCCAGAGCCAGUGAUUACUUGGGUCAAAGCACCUAACGCUCAAAUUGAACCCAAUGAAAAGUACCAGCUUAUUGGUACAUCGUUAGCUGUGCGCAAUGUCUUAUUGAGUGAUGCUGGCUUCUAUCACUGUAUCGCGAAAAGCGAAGCCGGUCAGGCUAUAGGAUAUCGCCACCUCCUUGUUGAUAGUGAGUUGACGGGUACAAAUUCAAGUUCUUCUAAUGCUAGACGUCGUUGA
Molecule: messenger RNA, 4812 nt
Organism: Angiostrongylus costaricensis
Lineage: Eukaryota; Metazoa; Nematoda; Chromadorea; Rhabditida; Metastrongylidae
Source: the annotation of a GenBank genome assembly